AUGUCCGUUUGCGAUUGCUGGGCCAGUUUCAAGUUUUCUCAAAUUAUUUUGUGUUUGAGCUGUCUACUCUAUAAGAGAUGGUCGGACGCAGAAGCCACCAGGCUGUUUUAUUUCUUCGAGAAGUCGUCCAGGGAGUGGCCGUUGCUGAACAACAUCACCAGGAACGGGGCCGGAUCUCUGUUCGCAGACGUGACUUUCGGUGGUUACAUAAUAAUAUGCGUGGCGCUGUACAUAGCGUAUUUGAUGGGCGAGCUCAAAAACAGCAAGAAAACUGAAUCGUUUCUGUUGGUCAUCGGUGCGGCGCUGUUCAUCGCCGUUGGCUGUCUGGUGUUGACAGCCGUGGACAGCGUUCCCGGGAACCUGAUUGUCAACGCGCUCGUGCUGGGCACCCUGUCCAUAGUGACAGGCAUGGUGUUCGUGCUGGACACGUGUCUGUCGAACAGGCGGAACGAUAAGGAGUCGCACCUGUUGCCAAAAAACACUCGGUAUGGCGACAUUGCGCGCACUAGGGCCGCCGUCGAAGGUGCGGUGCAUGCCAACGGGACAAACGGUGUGCAUGCCAACGGGAUAAACGGAGUGCACACAAACGGGACGAACGGAGUGCACGUCAAUGGGACGAACGGAGUGCACGUCAAUGGGACGAACGGAGUGCAAGUCAAUGGGACGAACGGCGUGCUGAAGCGGGAGACGGCGGUAGAGAACAAGCAGAAAAACGGCUUGCUGCGGACGGCCGCCAACGGUCGGACGGUGGAGACAAAGAACGAGAGCGUUCAGACGACCACGAGUAGGGAUCGUGGACGACCGGACGAAGAUGGCGACGACGUCGACGGGGCGGCCGCACAUCAGUACGGUCGUAGGUAUUUGGACGACCGCGGGUUCGACGUGGGUCACGGACAUAGGCACACCGAGUGGUACGACACUGACAUGGACCUGCCAAAAAUGAAGAAACUCGAAAUCAACGUGCCGACCGAGGAGUCUCCGGAUUACCGUCGCAGAUUUGUAAACGUUAAGAGCGGUGUUAAACUGCAAUCACCCAGCAUUACUAGCACUGUGCACAAUCAACAGGAAAGUCCGAAGGAGGAAAAUGAGCAUGAAGUGAAAAAUGCCAGAGUACCGUAUGUUUUUUCAGAAAAAAAGAGACCAACUAGACCUACUGAUCUACCCUUGAAAUCACCUGUGGAGAGGGUGAAUGAUUCAUUACAAAAAUCAGUUAAAAGUCGAUUUUACUUUGGGGCGAACAUGGAAGAGCCUAAAUCGCCAAAUGAUCCUGGCUACGUGCUGCACACUGCAUCCAGGUGGGAAGAACAACCUUCAGCAGCCGUGCCACAAAAUGGAUACAAAAACUUUAAAAGAAGUCAAGUAUAG
Molecule: messenger RNA, 1365 nt
Organism: Macrosiphum euphorbiae (potato aphid)
Lineage: Eukaryota; Metazoa; Arthropoda; Insecta; Hemiptera; Aphididae
Source: the annotation of a GenBank genome assembly